This is a messenger RNA of Cyprinus carpio (common carp), 2477 nucleotides long. RefSeq names its product lactase-like protein. Gene Ontology annotation, molecular function: beta-glucosidase activity. The coding region runs from base 555 to 2222 and encodes 555 amino acids. The transcript is spliced from 14 exons. The record is from RefSeq and is a predicted model, not a curated record. Gene Ontology annotation, biological process: carbohydrate metabolic process. NCBI's taxonomy places the organism in Eukaryota, Metazoa, Chordata, Actinopteri, Cypriniformes, Cyprinidae.
GAUAGAGGGAGAAUCUGAGAGAGAGGGUGAGAGGAGGGAGAGAGACAUGAGACGGGGCAAAGCUACUGGUUCCUGUGUAAAGAAGGGAGCGUUUUAAUCAUCAUCUCAUCCUCUCUCCUCCAGAUACAAACUUAUAUCUCCUCUCUUUUGGAUAAAUAUAACUGAGAUGUCUUUCAUAUUGGCGGCUCUUGACAAACUGACUUACUUUUUGUCACUGAUAGCCUUUUGUGUCAGUUUGUCUUAUAGCUGGCUGAAAUGAGAGUUAAUUCAUCUGAUCUUAUCUGGGUUUGGAAAAAUUUUAGGGCAUUUACGGCUGAUUGCACGUGGAUUGUGACAGCUUUUUAGUUUGUGAUGCAUCAUUGAUAUGCUUCAGCUUCGAAUGCUUUGAAAACUGACCACUCUGAGUAUGUUUCUUUUUGGGGUUUUUUUUGUUUUUUAAAUGAGGAAUACUGACCUAAAGUGUCUUUAUAUAUGCAUAUUUAAGAGUUGAGGAAACGUUUUCAAAGGUGUGUAGGUGCUACUGGUGAAAAACAAACUCCUGUGAGAAUAAGAGGAUGCUACAACACAGUGUGCUGAGGAUAUGCCACAUUCUUCUGUUGGCAAUGCGCAUUUUUGCCAGUGAAGACUUUGACUGGACCAAGAACAAAAUGGGAUCAUUUCAGUAUGGCACAUUUCCUUCAGGAUUCUCUUGGGGCGCUGGCAGCUCAGCAUAUCAAACAGAAGGAGCGUGGGAUAAAGAUGGAAAAGGAAAGAGCAUCUGGGAUGUGUUUUCUCACAAAAGAGGGAAAAUUCACCUGAAUGACACUGGUGACUCUUCCUGUGAAGGCUAUUAUAAAAUAAAGGAUGAUAUUGCACUGAUGAAAGACAUGAAUCUGAACCACUAUCUCUUUUCCAUCUCCUGGCCAAGGAUUCUGCCCAGUGGCAUUAAGAAUGACUACAUCAAUGAGAAAGGGAUAGAGCACUAUGAUAACCUAAUUAAUAUGCUUCUGGAGAACAGAAUGACACCCAUUGUGACUCUCUACCAUUGGGACUUACCUCAGGUUCUGGAGGAGAAAUAUGGAGGUUGGCAAAAUGCCAGUAUGGUCAACUUCUUCGAUGAUUUUGCCAACCUGUGCUUUGAGAGAUUUGGCAAUCGAGUCAAAUACUGGAUCACCUUCAACAAUCCUUGGUCUGUUGCAGUGGAGGGUUAUGAGACUGGAGAACAUGCUCCUGGUCUGAAGAUGAGGGGUACCGGCGCCUACAAUGCUGCCCACAACAUCAUUAAGGCUCAUACUAAGGUCUGGCACACAUACGAUGCCCAGUGGCGAAACAAACAGAAAGGAAUGGUGGGCAUCUCCCUGUCAGCUGACUGGGGAGAACCAGUGGACAUCAGCAAUCAGCGCGAUAUAGAAGCUGCUGAAAGAUAUGUCCAGUUCUACUUGGGCUGGUUUGCCACGCCACUCUUCCAUGGAGACUAUCCUCAAAUAAUGAAAGACUACAUAGGUAGGAAGAGUGCCCAGCAGGGCCUGAGUAGUUCUCGACUGCCUACUUUCAAUCCUCAUGAGAAAAGUUAUAUCAGAGGCACCUGUGACUUCCUAGGCAUCAGUCACUUCACUACGCGCUACAUCACACAAAAGAACUUUCCUUCCAACCGUGGAAACAGCUACUUCACUGACCGUGACCUGGCUGAGCUGGUAGACCCACAGUGGCCUGAUCCUGGAUCAGAGUGGCUCUACUCUGUGCCAUGGGGCUUCCGCCGUCUGCUUAGCUUUGUAAAGACACAAUACGGAGACCCCAUUAUAUACAUUACAGGAAAUGGUGUAUCAGAGAAGACGAUAUGCACAGAACUAUGUGAUGACUGGAGGAUGCAGUACUUGAGGGAUUACAUCAAUGAAAUGCUCAAAGCGGUUAAAGAUGGAGUAAAUGUGAAAGGCUACACAGCUUGGUCAUUGCUUGACAAGUUUGAGUGGGAUGAGGGCUACUCUGAAAGAUUUGGCCUGUUCUACGUGGACUUUGACAGCAAAAAUAAACAACGCUACCCAAAAGCAUCAGUUCAGUACUACAAGCGCAUCAUCAGCUCGAAUGGUUUCCCUAAUCAGAGAGAGAUUGAAAGCUGGAAAAGAAAGGCACUGGAAACAUGCACCUCAAGUAACCAGCUCCUUGCGGCAGCUAGAAGAAAAUCCAAGGAAGAUAAGGAACAUGCAGAUAUGCCAAAGGUUUGGCCUGUGCAUGAUGAAGUUUAGAUCCUCUGAUCAGGCACAUGGAGAUGGUCACAGAGAUUGUGGUCCCCACCGUGUGCACUCUCUGCAUCCUCCUCAGUGCAGUCUUUCUCAUGUUUCUGCUCAGAGCACGAAUAUAAAACAGACUGCUUCACAUUUACACAACUAUAUCGCAUGUGUCCAUACAUUUCUUUUUUUUUUUUAUUGAUUAUUAUUAAUAAUGAUGACAUGCUGAGACUUGUUUACAUGUAACUUCAAAUAAAACGGUCCACAAAUGUA